This is a messenger RNA of Salarias fasciatus (jewelled blenny), 1782 nucleotides long. RefSeq names its product nucleotide binding protein 1 (MinD homolog, E. coli) (gene nubp1). Lineage: Eukaryota; Metazoa; Chordata; Actinopteri; Blenniiformes; Blenniidae. Gene Ontology annotation, biological process: iron-sulfur cluster assembly. Bases 13 to 981 code for a protein of 322 amino acids. Gene Ontology annotation, molecular function: ATP-dependent FeS chaperone activity; 4 iron, 4 sulfur cluster binding; ATP binding. The record is from RefSeq and is a predicted model, not a curated record. The transcript is spliced from 10 exons. Gene Ontology annotation, cellular component: cytosol.
AGCAAUUCAACGAUGGCGGACAUCCCUGAAGAUGCGCCAGAGCACUGUCCAGGUACACAGAGUGAGCAAGCAGGAAAAUCUGCGUCAUGUCAGGGUUGUCCCAACCAGAAACUGUGUGCCUCUGGAGCUGCAAGUGCACCCGACCCAGCAAUCGCAGAAAUCGGAGCGAAGCUUUCGACAGUCCAACACAAGAUCCUUGUGCUGUCUGGGAAAGGAGGCGUGGGCAAAAGCACCUUUAGCGCUCACCUGGCCCACGCUCUGGCGAGUGACAGCACCAAGGAGGUAGCCCUGCUGGAUGUAGACAUCUGUGGCCCAUCAAUUCCUCGAAUAAUGGGUUUAGAGGGAGAGCAGGUUCACCAGAGUGGCUCAGGCUGGUCUCCAGUGUAUGUUGACGACAACCUGGCAGUCAUGUCUAUUGGCUUUCUACUCAGCAGUCCUGACGAUGCGGUGAUCUGGAGAGGACCGAAAAAAAAUGGAAUGAUCAAGCAGUUUCUGCGGGAUGUUGACUGGGGCGAGCUGGAUUUCCUCAUCGUGGACACGCCGCCGGGCACCUCCGAUGAACAUCUGUCAGUCGUCCAGUACUUGAGCUCCACCCAUGUUGAUGGAGCCGUCAUUAUCACCACACCACAGGAGGUGUCGUUGCAGGAUGUGCGGAAGGAGAUCAGGUUUUGUCGGAAGGUGAAGCUGCCAAUAAUAGGAGUGGUGGAGAACAUGAGCGGAUUUGUCUGUCCCAAAUGCAAGAAUACCUCGCAGAUCUUCCCUCCCACCAGCGGGGGUGCUGAGCAGAUGUGCGCAGAUCUAAAUCUACCCCUUUUAGGAAAGGUCCCCCUCGACCCGAGGAUCGCGCGGAGCUGCGAUGAGGGCCGGUCCUUCCUCGCUGAAGUGCCCGACUCUCCUGCUGCUCAAGCCUACCAGAGAAUAGUGCAAAGUAUCCGGGACUUCUGUUCAAACAGCAUGAUGGAGGAGCGAAGCACCACCUGAACCCAGGGAAAGGCUUUCAUCCAUACGAGGCCGGCACACUGAGGCAGAUCUACUGAAAACUACUGAAUAAGAAGCACACGGAGGAAACCAUCAGGAGAAUUUGAUCCUUCAGUCUUAUCAAACUCAGCACUUGGAUGGAUUUUUGACAGAAUCUAAAUACAACAGUCACAAAAUAUACUAAACAUUUUAUACAGAGACACAUCGAAGCCGUGGGUAUUUACAAACAGCAUGAUUUUAACCAUAGUGUGUCUCUGUUGCUGAAUCCAACAUGUGGCUGCGGCGUGGAAAAUGAAGCUUUGUGUCCUGAUGAGCAAAACAAAAGAUGACCAAGCAGCUGUGUUUACAGGGACAAUAGAACCACGCAUCAUUUCGCUGCUGGGUUUGGGAUUAUUGAAUAACACUGACAGAACAUGAUCAGACAUGUUGUUUAGUCAGUUUGUGGGGGCGGGGCGCGGUGAGGAUGGGGUCUUCUUUAAGACCAAAAUUGUUUUUGGAAUCCACCUGAAAUUCUUAAGGGUUGAUGACCGCACACUUUGAAAUUUCAGUUGGGUUUGCUUUUGCCACGAAGCUUUCACUUUCUAUUCUGACUGAAUUCUAGAGCAACUGGUUUUAUUCCAUCUAUUAUAGGUCUGAAUCACCUUCAUGUUACACACAUGCACUCUGUUCUCUAAAUUUUCUGUAAUUAUACCAUAAAUGGCAAAGUGUGAAUGUUCGGAGUUUCUAUGAAAAGAUGUAUUUUUGACCAUUUUUUUUGUUUAAUGCUCAUGCUUAUAGUAAUUAAAGGAAUAAAUGACCAAAUCA